GGAGCAUUCAGCCCCCACCCACCACCUUCAUCUGCUCUCUUUCCCUCCUCAGUCUGCAAACCCCACUUUCAAUUUUCAUGAGAAAGGGGGAAAACAGAGUCAAUCAUCAUGGAUAGACUGGUGAAGCCAGACGUCAAGGAAGUGGAAAUAGCGUUCAAGAGGGGCCAAAAAGGCACAACAACUUUCAGGCUAUCCAAUCUCAUGCACACCAUGUCUGUUGCCGUUUCCUUGACCACCACAAAUACAUCUGUUUUCUCUUUUGCUCAGGCCUUAUCUAUAAUCCCACCCCUUUCCUCUUCAUCUUACACUCUCGUCCUCUCUCAAUCUCCUGAUCAACCUACGGUCUGCACUCCUCCUGACGUCAUCACCGUCAAAUCAGCCAUGCUCCCCACCGGCAAGGCCCGUGUGGACGAUCUCCGCCGCCUGUUUUCAAGACCCGGACCGCAUAUUUUUAGAGACGCCACCAUACCCAUCUCACUUGUAGGUCCCCACGUUGCUGAAUAUCUAAUCUCCAAUCACGCCCAAAUACGUGAUGCCUCUUCCCAUUUUAAUAGGGCUAUCUCUGGGUGUUCCGCCUCCCAGCUCACAACCCUGCUAGAAUCCGCUGUAAUAUCUGGUAGUGCCAAUUUGGUAGCAAAAUUGAUAGAUGCCGGUGGAGAUGUGAAUUGUAAGGACUCAGAGGGACGGUCCAUGAUCACUCAGGCUGUCAAAGCAGGAAACACAGACGUAGUUAAGGUAUUGAUUGCAUCUGGUUGUUUAAUAGAUGAGUUAAUAGAUAAGGUUUUGCACGAGGCAGCAGCGAUAAACAGGGUGGAUUUGAUGGAGGUUCUUAGUCAUAAUUUCAAAUUUAUUGAUGCGAAUUCAAUUGAUUUACAUGGUAGAACUCCAAUUCAUGUGGCUGCAAGUUGUGGGCAUGUUGAAGUGAUUCGAUUUUGUGCUUCAAUUGGAGGAAAAAGCGACGUUGUGGACUGUAAUGGAUGCACACCGCUUCAUUUAGCUGCAGAGAAAGGACAUUUAGAAGCUGCGGAGUGCCUAUUAGAUUGCUCAAGUUAUAUAAAAUAUGCAGUGAACAAGGAAGGAAAAACUGCUUUCGGUGUUGCAGUAGAAAAUGGGAAUUCACAUUUAUAUGGGUUGCUGCAACUGGGAGACAUGUUGCAUAGAGCAGCGAGAUUGGGCGAUGUUAAUGGGAUAAGGAGUUGCAUAGCAGAGGGAGCCAACGUGAACGAGAGAGACGAGAAUGGAUGGACGCCUCUGCACAGAGCUGCGUUUAAGGGGAGGAUUGAGAGCGUGAAAGUGUUGCUUAAUCAUGGUGGUCGAGUAGAUGCUGUUGAUGAUGCUGGUUACAGCCCCCUUCACUGCGCAGUUGAAGCAGGGCAUGUGGAUGUUGCUAUGUUGUUGGUUUCUCAUGGGGCUAAGCCCAUUGUAAAGAGCCUCAAAGGUGCUUCUAAUUUGAAGAAGGAAUUGUUCAAAAACAAGUUGUCCGAUGAAUUUUCUUCUUGCGUUCUGUAAAUAAAUGGAUAUUGUUUAUGCGUUUCAGCGAUGAUAAUCCAAUUUUUAGUUUUUCCUAUAA
Manihot esculenta (cassava) is the source of this 1570-nucleotide messenger RNA. RefSeq names its product protein VAPYRIN-LIKE. The record is from RefSeq and is a predicted model, not a curated record. The transcript has a single exon. The coding region runs from base 109 to 1509 and encodes 466 amino acids. Lineage: Eukaryota; Viridiplantae; Streptophyta; Magnoliopsida; Malpighiales; Euphorbiaceae. Gene Ontology annotation, molecular function: protein binding.